AUGGGGAACCAAAAGGCCGCAAAGCCCGCUGAGAAUCACGUCUCGGGCCAAUCCAACAAACCGCUCUCUCACCCAGCCCAUGCCUUGUCAUACCAACAGCUGGCUGAGGAGCUCCGCGCCAACGCCCUCAAUGGUCUCUCUUCUCAAGACGCAAAUUCCCGUCUCGAAGAGUUCGGCCAUAAUGACCUUGGCGAAGCCGAGGGCGUUCAGCCCAUCAAGAUCAUCAUCGCCCAGAUUGCCAAUGCCAUGACCAUGGUCCUGAUUCUUGCCAUGGCCGUUAGUUUCGGCAUUGGCUCAUACAUCGAGGGCGGUGUCAUUACUUUUGUCAUCUUGCUCAACGUCAUCGUUGGUUUUUUCCAGGAGUACUCCGCUGAGAAGACAAUGGAUUCCCUCCGUUCCCUCAGCUCCCCCACCGCCAACAUCGUUCGUGACGGUGAAUCCAUGGUUGUGCCCUCCGGCGAAAUCGUCCCUGGUGACCUCGUUGAGAUCAAGACGGGUGACACGAUCCCCGCAGAUGUCAGGCUGAUCGAGGCGGUCAACUUCGAGACCGACGAGGCUCUGUUGACCGGCGAAUCCCUCCCCGUGCGAAAGAACGAAGACGCAACUUUCCCCGAUAACACCGGCCCCGGAGACCGUCUCAACGUCGCAUACAGUUCGUCCAAUGUCACCAAGGGUCGCGCCAAGGGCAUUGUCUUCGCAACAGGCGUUUACACCGAGAUUGGAGCUAUUGCGUCUGCCCUUCGCAAGAAGGAUUCCAAGGUCCGCGAGGUCAAACGCAAGCCCAAUGGCAAGGCAAAGCCUCAUCGGUACCUCGAGGCUUAUACCUUGACUUUGACCGAUGCCAUUGGACGUUUUCUUGGUGUCAACGUUGGCACCCCUUUGCAACAGAAACUCUCCAAGCUCGCCAUGCUCUUGUUCGGCAUCGCCAUCGUCUGUGCCAUUAUUGUGCUUGGCGCCAACAAGUUCGAGGCCAGUCAGGAAGUUAUCAUCUACGCAGUUGCGACCGGUCUGUCCAUGAUCCCGGCAAGUCUCGUGGUCGUACUCACCAUCACUAUGGCGGCCGGAACCAAGCGCAUGGUGAAGCGCAAUGUUAUUGUGCGCAAUCUCAAGUCGCUCGAGGCUCUUGGUGCAGUUACGGAUAUUUGCUCCGACAAGACCGGCACUCUGACGCAGGGCAAAAUGCUUGCCCGUGGUGCUUGGUUGCCUGCUAUGGGAACGUUCACCGUUGAAAACACAUCGUCACCAAUGGACCCCACCACUGGUGAUGUUCGCUACGACGAGCGGUCUCCUAGACACCUCAACUUUAAAAAGGGAGGUGACGCUUGUGGCACCAUCAUGAAGACCGACCAGUUGUUGCAAAACAGCAAGUCGGCCCUAUCCGCGUUCCUCUACGUGGCGUCCCUGGCCAAUCUCGCCACCAUCAACAAGAAAGAUGAUCAAUGGCUUGCCCGCGGCGAUCCCACUGAAAUCGCCAUCCAGGUCUUUGCUUCCCGGUUCGACAUGAAUCGCCUCAAGUUUGUCAGUGGCAGUGACAGCCCCGAGUGGAGCGAGAUUGCCGAGCUUCCAUUCGAUUCAGAUGUCAAGCGCAUGUCCGUCAUCAUGAAGAACAACGCCACGAGCGAGUAUUUCGCCUACACCAAGGGUGCUGUUGAGAGAGUGAUUCAGAUCUGCACAAAGUACGCUCCCAGAGAUGAUGGCGUACUGAUAGACAUCACGCCUGAGUUCCGUGAGGAGAUCCUUCGCAACAUGGAGGCUUUGGCGGGACUCGGGUUGCGCGUUCUCGCACUUGCGAGCAAGCCUUAUGAGGGCACACCCAGCAAGGGCGAUGAGGCUGAGCGUGCUUCGGUCGAAUGUGACCUCGUAUUCCGCGGUCUCGUGGGACUAUAUGAUCCCCCGCGUCCCGAAUCCGCCCCUGCUGUUCGACAGUGCCACGAGGCCGGCAUUUCGGUCCACAUGCUCACCGGUGACCACCCUGAGACCGCAAAGGCCAUUGCCAUUGAGGUUGGCAUCUUGCCCACUCGCAUGGAGCGCGUCGCAAGGAACGUUUCAGAUGCCAUGGUCAUGACGGCUUCGUCGUUCGAUGCAUUGAGUGACGACGAGGUUGACAAGCUUCCUGUCCUGCCGCUCGUCAUUGCGAGAUGCGCCCCAAGCACCAAAGUCCGAAUGAUUGAGGCUCUUCACCGCCGCAAGAAGUUCUGUGCCAUGACCGGUGACGGCGUCAACGACUCCCCUUCCCUCCGCCGUGCCGAUGUUGGCAUUGCUAUGGGUCAGUCAGGUUCAGACGUGGCCAAGGAUGCAUCCGAUAUCGUCCUGACUGACGACAACUUUGCCUCCAUUGUUGCCGCUAUCGAAGAGGGUCGUCGUAUCUUUGACAAUAUUCAAAAGUUCGUGUUGCACGUCCUUGCUGAAAACAUUGCCCAAGCUGGAACAUUGCUGGUCGGUCUCACUUUCAAGGACGCACGCGGGCUGUCGGUCUUCCCGCUUGCUCCUGUUGAAAUUGUCUGGAUUAUCAUGGCCACAUCUGGUAUGCCCGACAUGGGACUUGGCUUUGAGCGUGCUGUCCCAGACAUCAUGCGUCGCCCACCUCAGUCUCUCAAGACGGGCAUUUUCACCAUGGAAUUCCUCGUCGACAUGGUCUUCUACGGCCUCUGGAUCACCGCUCUCUGCCUUUCAAGCUUCUCGCUGGUUGUCUACGGUUUCGGGGCUGGUGAUCUUGGAGAGAGUUGCAACGAAAGAUACAAUGACUCUUGCGACACAGUCUUCCGCGCCCGUGCUACAACUUUUGCCUGCCUCACAUGGUUUGCCUUGUUCUUGGCCUGGGAGAUGGUUGAUAUGCGUCGGUCAUUCUUCCGCAUGCAACCAGGAUCCAAGAAAUAUUUCACUCAGUGGAUGAUUGACGUUUGGCGAAACAGGUUCCUCUUCUGGGCCAUCAUUAUCGGCUUCGUUACCCUGUUUCCCCUGCUGUAUAUCCCCGUCAUCAAUACUGUUGUGUUCAAGCACAAGGGCAUCUCCUGGGAAUGGGGCAUUGUGUUCAUUGCUGCAGGACUUUUCUUCGCUGGUGUCGAAUCCUGGAAAUGGGGCAAACGCGUCUUCUUCAGGAUCCGCAACAGCAAGGAGCUUGGCGUCGCGUGGAAAGACAUGGACAUUGAACAGAGAGUAUUCGGGGAGUACCUCGGCUCCAGCGAUGAUGAUCACCACACCGAAAUUGGCGACGAUGACAUUGACCUGGAGAAGGAGAGGGCGGCCUUGGAGAAGAAGUAA
This is a messenger RNA of Colletotrichum paranaense, 3261 nucleotides long. RefSeq names its product potassium/sodium efflux P-type ATPase. Gene Ontology annotation, cellular component: plasma membrane. The record is from RefSeq and is a predicted model, not a curated record. Gene Ontology annotation, molecular function: P-type sodium transporter activity; P-type potassium transmembrane transporter activity; ATP hydrolysis activity. The transcript has 4 exons. Gene Ontology annotation, biological process: sodium ion transport; intracellular calcium ion homeostasis; potassium ion transport. Bases 1 to 3261 code for a protein of 1086 amino acids. Lineage: Eukaryota; Fungi; Ascomycota; Sordariomycetes; Glomerellales; Glomerellaceae.